UGAAUGUUUACUACAAUGGCAACGCCUCGACUUCUCCCACAGUUUCACGCGCAUUGUCUUACGGUUCUCACGUGUUAUUGCACUUUUCCCGACCCGGUUACACAGCCGAAUACUACAGUAUUGUCGUCGGUCGUGUGUGGCACAGUUAAGUGUUUGUACAAGUUUCCAUAAGGCGUCGCAGCAGACGUUUGUGACUCACUCGCUCGUUUUGUGAUUGAUUUUCCGUGAAUUUUCCUUUGUAUGAGUGCAUGUCGCUAAUGGUAAUCAGUCGCUAAUAGUUAGCGAGCGUCGGCCAGUGUUUGUGUAUGAUGGUAUUGUUGGGGCCUACUCUCCCGUCUCCCGCGCCGAGGAGACAGUGCUGAGCCCCCAGUGAUGUUCUCAGCCUUAGCCUACCAGUUAUCUACUAAGUUUCUGGAAGAACAAAAGUGUUCGUGCUUAGAGCCGCGAGUGAAGCGCCGCGCCAUGUCGAAGAAGCCGGCCGCGCAGCCGACGCUGCACAAAGUCAUCAUGGUGGGCUCCGGCGGCGUGGGCAAGUCCGCGCUCACGCUGCAGUUCAUGUACGACGAGUUCGUCGAAGACUACGAGCCCACUAAGGCUGAUAGCUAUAGGAAGAAGGUGGUGCUGGACGGCGAGGAGGUACAGAUCGACAUCCUGGACACGGCGGGGCAGGAGGACUACGCCGCCAUCAGAGACAAUUACUUCCGCUCCGGCGAGGGCUUCCUCUGCGUCUUCUCCAUCACCGAGCCUGAGAGCUUCGACGCCACGCAGGAGUUCAGAGAACAGAUCCUCCGCGUGAAAAACGACGAGAACAUUCCGUUCCUGCUGGUGGGUAACAAGUCAGACCUGGCGGACAAGCGCCGCGUGCCGCUCGACGCGUGUCGCGAGCGAGCGCAGCACUGGCAGGUGCCCUACGUCGAGACCUCCGCCAAGACACGGGACAACGUCGACAAGGCGUUCCUGACGCUGAUCCGUCAGAUGUCGCGCAUGAAGAAGGGGCUGGCGGCUGAUGAGGAAGAAGUGGUGGAGAAGAAGCGACUGCCUUGCUGCGUUGUCUGCUAGUAGACUCUAAUGCACUGAGAUAGAGGACGUAGCCUUAUGUGAUAGGGAAUAAUGUAGGAAAUCUGAACAGUAUGUACGGUCUCAACGGUAGGUGUAACUGUAUAUCUGAACACCAAAAUCUUAAAUGUAAAAGCUAUGUGCAACGAACAAUGCGAACUCUACUGCUACCCAAAGCUAAACAUUUCCCAGUGUAUGAUAACUUCAUUAAAAGAUGACAAAGAUGAAGAGUAAUGUAUAGUUUCUAUCUAUACUUUCCAGGACUUCAAAUUAAACAUCUCAAAGUGAAUGUGUAAGGUUUACAUGUUGCCAUAUUAGAUAACAAAUGCUCAGACAAUAUUAGACAAGAACGCUAAGAAGCGCUGGCUACGUCCAUAUUUCUAACAAAUUAGCACUGCCAGUUAAAUGUGACAUAUGACAGUAUUUUCUAAUACAAACUGAGUUAAGGUUAUCGUUUAUAGUAAUUUAUUUAACUGGUUUAACCUAAGAAUAAGUAAAAUAAUGUCACUCGUGUUAAAUUCUGUUUCCUUUACAUUCCAAAAGUGUACUGUGUAAUAUAUUCCAUUAGAGUAGUGGCGCCAUCUAUUUAGACUUCGUUUUGCUAUCACUGUAUAUGUAUGUACGUAAGAUAGAUAUACUCGUCGCUCAAUCUCAAAGGACCUGCUUGUGCCAACAAACUCGUGCGUCUGCGCCGGUCGCCCGAAUAUCGGAUAUUUCAUAAACUGUCCUCUAAAUAAAUCCAUGUUCGGGUACCCGAUCUCGCGAUUUUAUAGGUUGUCUUGCCAAACCAGCUAUUACCUAGUAACUCAAUUAAUACGAAUAUUUCUGUAAAUAUUUAUAAUGAUAUAUUUAAUAAAUAAAACAUUGUAUAAAG
Messenger RNA from Helicoverpa armigera (cotton bollworm), 1930 nucleotides. RefSeq names its product ras-related protein Ral-a (gene Rala). NCBI's taxonomy places the organism in Eukaryota, Metazoa, Arthropoda, Insecta, Lepidoptera, Noctuidae. Gene Ontology annotation, molecular function: GTPase activity; GTP binding; GDP binding. Bases 373 to 1059 code for a protein of 228 amino acids. The transcript is spliced from 5 exons. The record is from RefSeq and is a predicted model, not a curated record. Gene Ontology annotation, biological process: Ras protein signal transduction. Gene Ontology annotation, cellular component: plasma membrane.